Messenger RNA from Paramecium sonneborni, 3022 nucleotides. The record is from the annotation of a GenBank genome assembly. NCBI's taxonomy places the organism in Eukaryota, Ciliophora, Oligohymenophorea, Peniculida, Parameciidae.
AUGAGUGACUAGGAUUCUGGUUCGUACUUUCCAUAGCCACUUCAACAACAAAAUCAAAUAGAAAUAGCCAAUAGAACCUAUAGUGAAAUCCAUAUGUAGUAGAUUGUUAAUGAUGAUGACUUCAUAUAUUAAUCAAUGAUCGAUGAUGAUCAAUAUUCAAGAGCCAAAAUCAUUCCCACUAUGGCUAAUGAAACUAUCAUCUACAGAAAUACCUUAGAAAUCAAAAGAUAAUAAUCUAAUCUAUUUUCAAGAUGCUUCGGUAGUAAAUAAUCUUCAAACAAGGUUACUGUGGCCUAAAUCAUAGAUCUAAGGCAAAAAGAGUUAUUUAAUGAUUAUGCUUAUGAAACUGAAAAGGAUGGAUUCUUAAAAGAUGUCUAAAAGUACAUUCAUAAAGUCAAAGUCAUUGAACCAGACUCUUAAUUUUACAUCUUUUGGUAGGUUCUAAAUAGCGUUUUGGUUAUUCUCUUUUUCUUUCAGAUACCUUUCAUUUUUGCCUAUUAACCUCUUAUUCAAGAAAAUUAAUCAGACCAUUAUUAAGUUUUUGAAAUAUUUGCACUAUCGAUAGCCAUUUUUAUAUUCACAAUUGAUAUUACUCUCACUUUCAAUAUUGCUUUUUAUAAAUAAGGAUAUUUAGUUAGUGGCAGAAAAUAAAUUGCUUUGAAUUAUCUCAAAACCUAUCUCAUCCUAGAUUUAAUCCCAUUGUGUUGUUUAAUUGAAUAUAGAGUUUUUCUCUACAAGGAUAGGUAAUUUGGAAUUGAAAUAUUUUUAUUUCUACUUAAAAUUUACGAAGUUUUUAAAACUAGCAAUAUGAUACAAGAAUAUUUAUAGUUAGAACCUUCUAAAUUAGCAAAGUAUAGAUUAUUAAUUGUCAUGCUGACUAUCACAUGGUUGUGUCAUGUAUUUGCUUGUGUUUUCUUUUUUGUUGGAAGAAGAGAACUUAGUAAAGGAGAAGAUAAUAAAUCUUGGUUGAGUGAAAGUGAUUUGAUUUCAAUGCAUGGUGGAUAUAAUGCUUUAAAGAAAAACAUUUUUGAAUUGCAUUUAUACUCAUUUUAUUGGGCAGUCACAACUAUGAUUUCAGUAGGAUAUGGAGAUGUAACUCCAAAAAAUGCUUGGGAAGUUCUGGUAACUGUAGUAACAUAAUUUAUUUCUUGUAUUGUUUUUGCAUAUUCUGUUAACGCUAUUUGGGAGAUGAUCAAUUAAUAGAAUGAAAAUAAACAGAGAUUUCAGUAAAUUUUAUAUAAUUAUUUAGCCUAGAAAAUACGUUAAUGCAAUAGAAAGAUUUAUGCGAGAACAUAAUGUGGAUAGAAAAUUAAAAGCCAGAAUCGAAGCCUAUUUAUAUCAUUUAUGGGAAUCAGAAAAAGCAAGAGAUCAUGAAUUAGAAUAAGCCAUGAUAUUAAAAUUAGCUCCAGCUCUGAAGGAGGAAUUAAUUUAUUAAACUUUAGGCAAGAUGCUUAAUCACAGUAGAUUCUUCAGUUUUUUUUAAUAAGACUUUUUGAUUGAAUUAGCAUAAGAUAUUUAAUAACAAUACUAUUCUUAAGAAGAAGUAAUAUUUUAAGAGAAAGAAGAAAUAGAUGAUUUUCCAGUAUAUUAUUUAACUAAGGGUUCUGUAGAAAUAUAUUUAGAUAGUGAUAAAAGAAUAAAAUUACAUAUUAUGAAAUAAGGUAUUUUUGGAAUAGUGGCUUUUAUUACUGGUUAUAAAAGAACAGCUUCUGCUCGUUGUUUAACAUAUUCAGUUAUAUAUAAACUCUCUAGAACUUAAUUUUUAAAAAGAUUAGAAAAAAAUUCAAUAGAAAAAGAAAAGUUUUUUGAGAUUAGACAUUAAGUACUUUUUAACAAUAAUUAUGCAAAAUGGUAAUUAAAAUGCUAUAUUUGCGAAAGUCAGAAACAUUUAGCAAUAAAUUGCAAAAAGACUCUCUAUAUACCAGAAAAAAUGGCUAUAAUUUUAGAAACUUAAAAUUUAAAAAAUGCAAGAAAUUAAACAUAUUAAAGAAGAGUGGUAAAAUAAUAAUUUAAAGCAUUAUCUCACAUUAGAGAAGUGUAAUUUAAUGCAAUUGCAAUUAAGAAGUACUUUUAGAACAUAACAUUUACAUAAAAUUCUAGUGAUGAAGAUAUAGAAUAUAGUUCAGAUGUUGAUGAUUAUGAAGAGGAAAUGGAAGAUAUUAAAAAAAUAGUAGAAUAAGAAAAAGAAAAAGCAAAAUAAAAAAGGAGAGGACAAUGGAUAGCUGAUGAUGAUUAUGAGAUGAAGGUUGAUGAAAGUAGAGAUAAUCAUAGUGUUGAAUUAUCAGAUGGUUUUAAAAAAUCUUAAUAAUUAAUAAAGCAUUCUGAUGAAGAGAUCAAAAAAAAAUCUAAUGGAAAUAAAAAGUAGAAAUUUCAAAGUUUUGUUAAAUUAUAAAAACUUAGAAAUGUUAGAACAUCUUCUAUGUCUAGUCUUACACCAAUAUAAGAAUAAAUUAAGAAACCUACAGUAAUAAAAAAAGAUAAAGGAAUGAGUGCUAUGCUACCAAAUAAUUUCUUAGCUCAAAGGAAAAAGAGUAAAAUGCUAUUAUAAAAUGAAAUUCAAAAUUGUGAUAAAUCAUAACAAAUUCAUUAAAAUAAUGAUAAAUAAGAUAAAGUAUAAUCACCAGAUCUAUUAGUUUAUAAUGAAUCUAAAAAGUCUGAGCUACUUAGAAAAAUGAAAUUUCUUUAAAUAGCUUAACCUAAAAAUCAAGAAAUAUAAUCCAUAAUUGAUGAGCUAAAGUAAUAAAUAUAUUUUUAAAAUAGAAAUUACAUUCAAAAUAGUUAAAAUUUAUAAGGAACAAAAGAGAUCAAUUCUGCAAUUAAGCAUGAUAAAGGUGAUAAUAAUAUUUAAUAAUAAAUUGAAACUCAUUCUGAUGUUGAUAGUCAAUUUACUAUUGAUUAAAUGUUUAAUUUUGAUGCUUUCUUUUAAGAGGAAAAUCCUGAAAAAGUGAUAAAGAUAUAUAAAAAAUAAACAAAAGAAAGAUUGAAAUAAAGAAGAACUACAAUGAUGAAAUAAUUUGUUUGA